GAGAGCGAGUCCAACGUGUUCGAAACAAACAAGGAAGGCAAACGGGACCAUAAACACACAAGAUAGAUCCAAGGAGCCUCGAAGGACCAUCAUGAGCUCCGACCGUCGUGCCGCCAAAUUCUAAAAGAACUCUGAAUUGAUUCCCAACGUGUGUUUAGUGCGGUUUUUUAGGGUAGCGUUCGUCGUGAUCGCACUAUCAGUUACGCACGUUCUCAGGGUCACGGUCAUCGUCCGUGUUGACGAUGUUGCGUGGUAGUAUAGGGGUCGACAGCACUACUGCCGUUGUACGCCGCAACCAACCCAAGGCCCAUAAUCAGCAUCACAACGACGGCCAGCGGCCUGCGAUACUGUGAUGUAAUCGAAUCGGGAGUAUUUUCACAUCACCAAAAAGGGACACAUCACUGCUCGAAGCGCACAACGCACAAAAUUGGAACCGCGGAUGGAUCGUGAAAAGCACAGUGAAACCCGCUAUGCCGGGCUCGCCGGAGGACUAACCGGAUGUAUCACGCGUUUCAUCUGCCAACCGUUGGAUGUACUGAAGAUACGGCUGCAGCUGCAGGUGGAACCGAUCGCGACAAGCUCGACCCGCUCCAAGUACCGUUCGAUCGCUCAGUCGGUAGCCUGCAUUUACCGGGAGGAGGGGCUGCUCGCCUUCUGGAAAGGCCACAAUCCGGCACAGCUGCUAUCGCUCACGUACGGUGUGGCACAGUUUUCAUUCUACGAGCGAUUCAACGUGCUACUGCGAGAGGUACCUCUGCUCGAGGGCCACGAUCGGGGACGCAACUUCAUUUGUGGGGCCUGUAGUGGAUCGUUCGCGGCCAUGGUCAUCAUGCCGCUAGAUGUUAUACGUACGCGACUAGUGUCACAGGAUCCCGGACGAGGUUAUCGUAACGCGGGCCAAGGGUUGCUGCUCAUCUAUCGACAGGAAGGCAUACGAGGAUUGUACCGGGGGAUCGGCCCAGCGAUGCUACAGAUUGCACCUCUUACCGGGGGUCAGUUCAUGUUCUACAAUCUGUUUGGCACGGUGGCGAAACGUGUCCAAGGGUUGCCUACUGAGGCGCAACUACCACCCGGCGAGCUGUUCGUGUGCGGUGGCCUGGCCGGGCUCUGCACAAAGCUGUUGGUUUAUCCGCUCGAUCUCGCCAAAAAGCGGCUUCAGAUACAGGGAUUCGCCGGAAGCCGGCAAACAUACGGUGAACACUUUGUGUGCCGACACAUGUUCCACUGCCUAGCACAAGUAGGCCGACGCGAGGGAAUGCGCGGCCUGUACAAAGGUUUGCUGCCAUCGCUUCUCAAAGCAGGCUUUACUUCGGCCUUUUAUUUUACGAUCUACGACACGUUGCUGUUACUGUUUAACAGUCAAAGCAAUGUUUAAAUAAUAGGAUAUUGCAAAAAAAAGUGUAAAUUGGCUCGAAGCACCCUCGCCAGAGUGAUUAGAUUAACGGAAUAAAAUGGUAUUUUGCAAAGCUUUUAUAUUAUUUUAUACGAACGAG
This is a messenger RNA of Anopheles darlingi, 1493 nucleotides long. RefSeq names its product mitochondrial thiamine pyrophosphate carrier-like. The transcript has a single exon. Lineage: Eukaryota; Metazoa; Arthropoda; Insecta; Diptera; Culicidae. Gene Ontology annotation, cellular component: mitochondrial inner membrane. Gene Ontology annotation, biological process: thiamine pyrophosphate transmembrane transport. Gene Ontology annotation, molecular function: thiamine transmembrane transporter activity. Bases 440 to 1375 code for a protein of 311 amino acids. The record is from RefSeq and is a predicted model, not a curated record.